CUCUUCACUUUGCCAGCUUCAUUACACAGUGAAAACAGAAUGUCAGCACAGAAACGCCCUCAUGAGCAACCCCAAGAUGAAGCUGAAUCAGAGCAAAACGGUUCCUUGAGCAACCUGGACAAAGACAAGGAGUACGUGGUUAUGGAUUUGUCAAUUUUGAAGUGUGGUAUCUGCCGAGGAUUCAUUCAGAACACAAUGACGCUGAUGGAAUGCUUUCAUAAGUUUUGCAAAGAAUGCAUUGAGAAAUCCAUGCGCCUUGGAGUCAAUAAGUGUCCUGUUUGUGAUGUUCAUGUUGAUAGUCAAUUGUCACUGAAAGAAGAUUCACAAUACGAUGCUUUAGUUACUGCCAUAGUGCCACAUGUUGUGAAGUACAAGAAAAAGGGGGAAGUGGCUUUGCGUGUGCCUAGGAGGACAAAUGAUCAAGAGGCAAGUUUUCAACAGAGUUACGCCAGUGUUAGUGGCGAGAAGGCUAGGAGUAAUCGUCUCGCCAAGCUUGUUGAUCAUCUACGUAAAUCUGAUGAGAACGUUGACGAGAUGGAGAUUCACCUUGUGCUUAUCUCUUUGGAUGAGCAAAGGAUACCGAGUUUGCAGGAACCGUAUCUUUUAUGCAGGCCUACUUGCUCAGUGAAGACACUGUGCAAGUAUGUUGAAAUCAAAGCUGAGCUGCAGGCGGAUCAAGUUGAAUUAUUCUUGAUAGAAGAAUCAGAAGCCAAUGUUGUAACUGGUAACAUAACCAUUGAUCCAGACAAGGACAAAUUGCGUGUUCUGCAAGAUGAAGAAACUUUGGCUCAACUCUACACUCCGAAUGUCACCAACUGUGGUCAUCUGCUCCUAGCUUAUAAGAUGAAGUAGCGGAAUUCGCAUGCUUGGGUUUAGCAGACGAUGAAACAAACCCUUGAAUGUCUGGUUGUUUUUUUCCUUUUAAUAAUUUUUUCUCAUGUUGGAGAAAAAGGUUCUCAACAUUUUCGGUUAGUCAGAACCGUGGAUAUGUGGAGACCUUAUAGUGUACCGA
Molecule: messenger RNA, 1012 nt
Organism: Vigna angularis (adzuki bean)
Lineage: Eukaryota; Viridiplantae; Streptophyta; Magnoliopsida; Fabales; Fabaceae
Product: putative E3 ubiquitin-protein ligase RING1b
Exons: 11
Coding region: 40-852 (270 amino acids)
Source: RefSeq, a predicted model, not a curated record